UAAAAUUCCCACAAUGCAUCUCUUCAAAGAAAGUGUAAAAGCAUGGCGUUGAAGUAGACAACGAGAAUUACAAACUUUUGUCGUUUUUAAAACGUUUUAGGAAUGUCCGAGAAAGCUGAAGGUGUGGAUAAUGUGUAGUAUUCUGUAUUACCUCUUGAAAUAUGUAUGAUUUGUCCGGGAAAAUGAACUAAUUCUCUCUUUUUACCACUAGGAAAAGUUGAAACUUCGAGUUCUGUUCAAGGCAAAGCUGAGAGAAUGGAUGGCCCGCCUUCUCCGAAACGAGUAAGUUUACAACUGAAAUGUCCCUAAAAACUGUUUAUGCGAUUAAGUUCGUCAUUUUUUUGUAAGAUUAGCGGUUUAAUAUGCAGUUUUUAUCAACAAACAAGGCUUGUUUUUGCGUCAAAUUUGUAAUUGUUUUUUAUUUGUAGAUCAAACUGAUGGACAAUGUCAACGAUAUGAAAAAGAUGAACCGAGACUUAUUGCUAUCGAAGUAAGUGCAAUCACAUUCUGUUAACAAUAUAUGAUAUGUUUGAUUUCUAAUAUCAAUUUGUAGACUUGGCGUUUUUAAGUAUAUCCACUCAAAUUCAAAGUUAAGUGUACUAAUGUUUGCAAAACAAAAAUUUUUUGAGCACAUGUAGACAAUUAGGCCAUUCCGUUUAUGUAGGCAAGGUCCCUUCAUAAUCUGCUUAGGAACCCUAUAUUGUUUUUACCCCCUUGAUAACAAAUUUUCCCCAUUUUCGUUUUGAAAAACCCCAGGGAGGUGGGAGUCUUAAAUUGAAAGUACCUAUAAGUGUACCAAUAUAUUGACCAUUUCAAAACUCCUUGGAAUGUGAAAACAAGAGGAAAGACAUGUUAAUAGUCGUAGCUCUAGACAUGUUAGUAGUCGUAGCUCCUGAUCGAAUAUUUUCUCUGUUGGAAGUGAGCUAAGUGUUGGAUUUUGUUUACAAAAGGUUUCAAGAGCAAGAUAAAUACAUUAACCAUCUAGAGGAGAAAGUGAACCAGACUUCUAAUGGUAAGUAUUAGAACUAUAUGUCCUUUCACCUUCUGUUCUUAACUCAUUAAUAUGCAAGACUCAUCUUCAUAAGUAAAAUCAUCUGGUGUUAGAUACCAGUGCGAAUAGGGCACAUUGCUGCUUAAUAGAUUAACAAAUGGGUCAUUCCAGAAAAGAUCCACACACUCUUUAUGGAGGAAAUUCUGCCAUCCAGAGGGGGAGAAAAAUGUGUUUCUGUGUAUUAGGACAUGGGUAGGGGGGUUAACUUCUAAUUUCCUGCGUGGGGGAGGUAUGGAUGUUUUCUGGAAUGACCCGACCGAAUCACAUGGUGUUAGAGUAAAAUACUGAAGUAGGGUGCAUUUGGGUGUUAUUGCAGUGUAAUGGGUUAAAAUAGUUAAUACUACUUAUGAAUAGUUGCUUUUGUUCUCUUGCUAACUUUUAAAAUUCAAUUUGGGAUAUCUAGCUGGAGAACUUACAUCACUUCGUGAAUCAGAGGAAAAGUUAAAGUUGCAACAGCAAGAGUCAACUCGACGCGAGAACGUUCUUGUGAUGCGCUUGGCGACCAAGGAACAAGAAAUGCAGGAACUACUGGUGAGAUAUUUAUAUGGAACAAUAAUCUCGUUUUACAAUUCAGCCGUUGCAAGUACAUAAAAAACUCUCCAAGUUUGAAAGUACUAGUGGUCUCCAAUGACAGUUGAACUGUGCGGCUGGCCAUUGGACGGCAGGCAAAGGCGGGAAUUGUCUUGGACAGCCUGUCUAUGUGAAGGUUUGGGACACUAUAUGGUGAGGUCUGAACUAUCUAACUCAGAUAAACAGUAAUUGGUGAGGUGUGAAAUAUAUAUCUGACUGAGCUAUUCAAUUGUUAGUCUCAACAAACUGGUAAAUGUGGUGAAAUGCAAGAACAAUGCUCGGUCUUCAGCUUGUUGCAACAGUUGGGAGCAAAGCUUAUUUUGCAAUGACUUUAAAUGAUCGUAGCCUGAUGUAAAACUGUAGAGUAAAACAGGGUUCGUAUUAGAGGGGGAAAAUCGACUUGCAAAUUUUCAAAAUUUGAAGGAAAUUUCAGUUUUGCCAUAUUUUUCAUUUCACAUAUCCAUUUAAUACAAAAUUACAAUAAUAGUAAGCAAAAUACUUAGCAAAAUAAAUUUGAACUAAUUGUGAAAAUAACCUUUGAUGUUAACCUGAAUACACCGUACAUUGUUAUUGCAAAACGUCAUUCGUAAAAUGGAUUAUAUUUCCAAAUUGCGAAUAGCGAGCUUCUAAUUCGAACCCUGUGCUCUGAGCAUCAGCAUUCUCUUGCAUUUGCCAAUAAGCUAGAGUUGAGCUAAAUAGCAUUUUGAAAGUGUCUUGAGCAAUGAGCAAAUGAUAUUGACUUUCGUUGAAAAAAAAAGCAUGUCUGGUGAACAGUUGAACAUUUGAUGAAGCACAGACAUGGCAGUGGUUGAAAGCAAGGCGAUUGAACUGCAAUUGAACUGAACUUUUUUAUGCUUAUGAAAGAACAUUUUAAGGAACUUUGAACAUUAUAUGGCGGAUGUUUUACAAUGAACUGCAGACAUUAUGAACUUGAAACAUUUUAAAUUAUAUCAGUAAUGUAGUGUUUAUUAGUAGACAAUGGUAGCACAAAAGGAAAGCCAAUGUUUAUGUUCACUAUAUUAACUAUGCUGGUAUUGUGUUUGUACUGUUGCUAAAUCAACUGUGUGUGUGUUUUAAAUUGUACAAUAACAAUAUUCAACAGGCUAAUCAAGAACUAAUGAUAAAUGGUUUCCUAUAUCGGUUCUACUUGUAUGCGACUCAAGUGAAACUUUAAUCAGACAAUUGCAUAUUGCGGGAAUGAAUCUAGGUGUGUAGAGAUGAAAGACAUGUUCACUGACCACCAUGCAACUAGUAUCUUGUCCACCUCACUGUGCUUUGCAGUCACUAUACUACUUUAUAUCAGUAUAUUCUGAGUUCCAUCAUUCUCUCCUUGUUGAUCCUCUCAUCUCCUAACAUUCUUACACACCUAUCUUUCAUCAUGAGUUGGCAAGCUCAUCGCACUUGAGCAUAUUUAUAUUCUUAUGGGUUUGCUGCUUGUCCAGAGUCCAGGGAAAACAUAUGGUAAAUGAUCUGAUGAUAUUUGUGGGGUUUUACCAAGUCCCCCCCCUCAAAAAAAUAAAUUUGUCCCCAUAGCCAGUGAUGCAGGGGAGUGAGAUUGGGAUGGGAAGAUAGAGAUGGUGGGUGAAAAAGUUUCCCUUUUCCCUUGCUUCUGUUUUCACUCUCCCCACUAGCACAAGAUAUGUACACCGCAGUUGGGUUGCUAGUCCCCAACAUUAGCUUUUAUUUAUCAUCUCGAUCAUAGGUUAACUGCCAAAAUAGAGUGGGGGCUUUAGGUAUAAAGAGAUUUUGCUAAACAUUACACAGUUCAAACUGUGGAUAACACGCAUGGCUCGUCCCUCCCAGCCCAUGGAAGCAUAUAGAAGAAAGGUAAUUUACCAUCAGAGAAUUAUACUUGUGAGUGGUCUAAGAAGGUCUGGGUUGUAAGUUGAGCUGCGAUCAAAUGACAUCAUUUUGUUAUCCACAUAGAGAUACCAAAUUUUAUUGGGCGUGCUGAUGCUUGAAAAGGGGACACAUCCUAAGAUCCAUUUUAGCCCUAGGCUUCCUUAAAUUUUUACGUUGGUUCUUUUUCGUUUAGACCCAAAUCCAUGACUUAAAACAAGCUCAAAAUCCUGCAGGCUCUCAGCUUCGUUCAACUCUGCUUGACCCAGCUGUUAACGUAGUCUUUCAAAGAAUGAAAUCUGAACUAGAUGAAACCAAGGACAAAUUGGAGCAAGCACAGAAUGACUUGAGCGCGUGGAAAUUCACGCCUGACAGGUACAAACGUGUGUGUAUAAAAUAUUAGGGUAGUGCGUGUUGUCUCCGUAUCGCUACGCGCUCUACAAUACUUGCACAACAUUUCAUGUGCUUAAAUAUUCUGCGAAAUCCAAGAUGUCAUGAAUAAGGCGUCUUGGUUCACUUGAUCAAAUAUUCAUGACAUGUUUUAAAACUUAAAGAGAUUAUAUCAAAUAUUCAUUUGUAACAAGUAAAAAACUAGUUGUUCAUGAAUAAUCUCAGUAGAUCACUUAGUACUACAGAAAUGAUCGGGAAUUGUGUAUAUUAUAGUCAAAUGAUUACCACUCGACUGCUGUACCAAUAAACCGAGUGUUACAAUGAACGGUUACCAAACUACGAUAAUACCAUAAUAACUAUAUGUAUGGUAUUAGUUAUUGGGGAAAAUACGUAUUAUAUAUAACAAUCGUACAUAUAUUUGCGUCGCGGAGAUUUUUUAAAUGGCGAAAGAAUUUAAAAUAACCUUUUGUCUUACAUGAGCUUCGUGUGGACAAUUCCCUGAUUGAAAAAUUAAGAAAGAUUACCUCUGCUCGUAGUACAUUUUCGUGUUUUUUUAAUGACAUGAAAUUGAAGACAAAGUUUGAGAAAUUUACAAUUACUAACGAGCUGGUCGGCUGCUCCUCAUCGUUGCGCAGAUUAUGUUAAUCUAGCCUCAAUGUUGUAUAGCGUUACAGGGAAAAAGCUGAUGGCAAAAUGCCGUAUGUUGAUUCAAGAAAAUAAAGAACUUGGUAAACAGCUUUCGCAAGGCCGUGUAGCUCAACUUGAAGCCGAGUUGGCUUUACAGAAGAAAUAUAGUGAAGAGCUCAAGACGAGUGAAGCUGGUAAGUUCCAUGAUAUUUAAUUAAUUAACAAAUAGAUAAGAUUUUACCGUUGUCUGUUCACUCGGCUCGUGAGCCUCUUUUGUUCUUUCCACAUUAUGAUGUCAUACUGUGUAUCUGUAACUGAGCAGACAGCGGCAAAAUCUUAUCUACUUGUUAAAUAUAAUAAAAGAAAAACCCUGAAUUAAACAGGUAAAUAGCUUACUUUUUAUCCACCCAAACAUUUGGAAAUUUGAAAAAGUCGAAAUUUUACAAAUAUCACGCGUACAUGAUCUAUACAAAUAAGGGAAUGCUAUUGGCUACCUUAAUUGUGACGUAAUUCCGUGCAUCUGUCCUCGAAUGGCUGUCCAUGGCGGUCCAUAGCUCUCGAUGAAAGCGCUUGAAUUCGUAACUUCAUUAUAUAAAAAUGUAUUGAGUAUACGAAUGAACCCAAGUGUCGGUUGUACGUAGGGUGGAUAGCGCUGUCUAUCCGAUAUUGAUUCGAGAGGUAGUUUACGAGAUGGUUCCAAAAUUGAAAUAUGAGUAGUAUGUGGGGGUUAGGUUAACCUGAAGUUCAGGCCCUAUAUUCACAGAAUAGGGCCUGACACAAAACCUAUCUAAACUGUGGGAUUCCCGUCCACCUGGUGGACGGGAAAUCUGAUUGGUUGAUCAGCAUCAUGAAGGAUUUUGAUUGGUUGCAUGUUCACAUAAACAACAGUUUUAAAAAUAGCUCGCUCAAGGCGACAAUUAAUAUAAAGGUCAAACGCACGUAACAAAUUCCAUUAUCGAUUUCUUCGAAUUUCUUUUCUUUUAUGCUUUAUGGCAGAAAUUAAAUCAAACAAACAGUAUUUUGAAAGGGCUUUAUCAAAAUCUUUGACGAAUUUUGGACACACACGACGCUCAAAGAACAGCCAAACUAGUCAUGUAUUCGAAAGCUUGUUGUUGACAGCCAAGAUGUUCUGCCAACUGGCUUCGCCGGCAAAAGUCUUAUUUUUAAUAUCAGGUCCUACCGGCGUUGUUUUCUGAGCUACAUUGCCUUCUUCGUGGUACGAUUGAGAAUUUAAUUGUUGCUGUUGUUAGCCCGUUAGUCGUUUAUAGAGCAUAUCCGCAUCCAGCAAGUUGAGACCUUGAGAAAGCUUGGCAGUCAAGCCGUCCACAGAACUGACUAAUUAAUAUAAAUCUUUGUUUGCUGUUCGGUUAAAUUUAAAUAGAGAAACUGACUCUUAAUUAUAUAAAAGUACCUUGAAUUUUUAAGUUUAACGAAAAAGCAAAAUCUACACUCUGCGGACAUGUUCAUGAGAAUAUAAAUUUUUUGUGUAACAAAAUCGAAAUCUACAACACUUGUCAAUCAUAUUGCAUGUGUGUCUAAAAAUAACAUGUGGGCGUCCCACGGUCUAGACGGGUUUUGUGUCAGGCCCUAUUUCAAAUUAGGGCCUGAACUUCAGGUUAGGGUUAGGUGUGAGGUAAGGGUAAGGUUUAGUAUUGUUGUAAGUGACUGGUUGUUGAUUUUUUUUACGUUUUAAAGAUCUUAAAAACUGGCGGCCAUCUUGAAAACCUGCCUCUAGUCCAGGGGUGGAUUUGCGCGGGGGGGGGGGUUGCACCCCGCUAGCUAGCCUGCGAACAGGCUCACUGGGAGAAAGGUGAGCCUGCACGGAACCAUGCGUUUUAUUCAUUCAUCCCCUUUUCGCAUCUGCUAAACGCUAACCAAUCAGCGUCGACUGCGAUAAAUAAACUGUCAACUGUCAAAUUGACGCAAGGCGUGUACAUUGUGCAACAUGAACAAUAAUAAUACAAAGCAUUAGCGGGCCGCACAAUAUAUUACUCGGAAAAUAUAGAAUUCUUCAAAUAUUAAAUAGAUAUCAAUACACAUACAAAUAUAAAGCCGAAUAAACUACCAUUGGCUUUGAAUGUACAGUAAUACUUGUACUAUGUGCGACUGAAAGAACAAUGUUCUGAAUAUUUUGAAGCUAUUACUAAAAUACGGUCAGAUAGAUUGGGAUUUGGAAUACCGAAUACGUUUAAAAUUUUACUAACUGUGGUCUAAAUAAAUGAUAAAUGAGCAUGUAUUUAUUAAUUUCUUCGAAAUCACGAGUGUGCCAAUAGUGGAAGCCGUAUCGACGACGAAAUUGUCAGCAGUUAAUAUACAGUAAACAGUACAACGUUUAAUGUACGAUAUAUAUAUUUAUCUAAAUGACAUGCCAGCGAGGAUCGACAAUAUAAUUAUUCGUACAUAUUUGGGUAUCUUUUGUAUGCCUUCGCUUGCUGACUUGCUCACUAAUGAGAAUAAUCCGUGAAGCCACGACGACCUCAAAAUGUACUAUACUAUGGUCUGAUGUCAAUCCGAAGACGAAGUUCAGAAUACUGUUAUAGUUUCGUAUAUUGGAUUUAAGCGAUAGAUUCAAGUCAUUUAUGAUAGACUUUUUUGCUGUGAUGCUUUGCUAUUGCUUUUGGUUUCCAUUUCUAGUUUUAUUUGUUCGAUAGUCCCUAUAAUAUAUAAUAUUAAAAUGAAUAAAGUUCAAAUUCUUCAAAAUGCUGUUGUUGACAUUUGCUAUUUUUAGUAAUUUUGUCAACGAGUGUAAGCCAAUCAGAAGCCUGCGUUUCUAUACGAACGCCACUACCAAAAAAACCUAUCAUCCGUGCAGGCCCUCUAUUCUUCGCGCCGCCUGCAACCCAGGGCCUGUUCGCAGGCUACCCGCUAGCCCUUGUCAGGGGGGGUGCUAUUUUUCAUGAUAAGCAAAAAAUUAUUAGAGACAAAAUGAUAUACAGUAAUUUGAGUAAUAACAUGAUGAUAAGCAAACUAAAAUACUGGGGCAGGUUGUACGAAGGCUGGUUAGCGCUAUCCACCGGAUAGUGAUUUUUUCAAGCUUUAUUAAAUCAGUCGUUCAUUGGUAUAACUGGUAUUAAACUUUAGUAUUUAUAAGUUGAAUGUUUUUUAUACUUCUUGUGUCGUCUGUAUCUGUAGUUUCACUGUUUUUCAAGCAUUUUUACAAAAAAAAUCACUAUCCAGUGGAUAACGCUAUCCGUCUUCGUACAACCGGCCCCUGUAGUCAAGCAAGUUGAUGGGCGGGCGGUACACAUGACCGACACAACUCGGUGGCAGAGCACCCACCUUUACCAGAUCAUGCUGGAUCCAUCCCUGCUCUAGUCCAUUCCCUUUAGCCACGACCUUGGCUGCUACCGCUACCAAUUUACAGUAGAAAGUGCACUGGUCUGGAAAAGAGUACUUCUAGUAUAAAGCUUAACCUUAUUCUUGUCAGUACUUUUGGUACAAAACUGAACUUGCAUUGAAACAACUAUCACAGUUUCAAAAUAAUAACUGUGGUUUAAAUUCUCACUAUAUAGAACUCAAUGAAUUUGUUAUCCAACUCGACGAGGAGGUCGAGGGAAUGCAGUCAACAAUCCUGACCUUACAACAACAACUAAAAGGUGUUAAAACUGAACUGGUGGAAGAGAAGCAAAGCAGUGAAAAACAUGUUGAACAGAUUCGUGUCUUGGAGCGAAAUUUAGACCUGGCAAGAACUCAACCGCCAAGUCCUGUGGAAGGCGGAAAACCGCCCACAGUUGAAGACAUGCAAUACGAUACUACUGAUAGGACAGAAGCUGAGACUGAGAACCAGGAGUCUGGGCAUGAAGCAAUGGAGAGCGAGUCCAGCAAUGAAGAGCCUGGGGAGGACAACAUGAAGCACGAAGACAAAGACUCCAAAUUUCAGAAUGUUGAACCAGAAUUGGACAACGUGACUCCAGAUGUUGAAAACGUGUCCUCUGGGUACAACAACGUGUAUUCUGAUGCUGAAAACGUGCAAUUUGAUGUCAGAAACGUGCAACAACCUGAGGUGAGAAACGUGCAGCAACCUGAGGUCAGAAACGUGCAGCAAUUUGAUGUCAGAAACGUGCAGCAAUUUGAUGUCAGAAACGUGCAAUCUGAAGUCAGAAACGUGCAGCAACCUGAGAUCAGAAACGUGCAGCAACCGGAGAUCAGAAACGUGCAGCAACCUGAGAUCAGAAACGUGCAGCAACCUGAGAUCAGAAACGUGCAGCAACCUGAGAUCAGAAACGUGCAGCAACCUGAGAUCAGAAACGUGCCGCAAUUUGAUGUCAGAAACGUGCAGCAACCUGAGAUCAGAAACGUGCAGCAACCUGAGAUCAGAAACGUGCCGCAAUUUGAUGUCAGAAACGUGCAGCAACCUGAGAUCAGAAACGUGCAAGAACCUGAGGUGACAAACGUGCCGCAAUUUGAUGUCAGAAACGUGCAGCAACCUGAGAUCAGAAACGUGCAAGAACCUGAGGUGACAAACAUGCAGCAAUUUGAUGUCAGAAACGUGCAGCAACCUGAGAUCAGAAACGUGCAACAACCUGAGGUGACAAACGUGCAGCAACCUGAGAUCAGAAACGUGCAACAACCUGAGGUGACAAACGUGCCGAAAUUUGAUGUCAGAAACGUGCAGCAACCUGAGAUCAGAAACGUGCAAGAACCUGAGGUGACAAACGUGCCGCAAUUUGAUGUCAGAAACGUGCAGCAACCUGAGAUCAGAAACGUGCAACAACCUGAGGUGACAAACGUGCCGCAAUUUGAUGUCAGAAACGUGCAGCAAUUUGAAGUCAGAAACGUGCUACCUGAAGUCAGAAACGUGCUACCUGAAGUCAGAAACGUGCUGCCUGAAGUCAGAAACGUGCUACCUGAAGUCAGAAACGUGAUCACAGAGGCUAAUAAUGUGUCUUCAGAGGUUAAGAACGCCAGCCCAAAGGAAAACGAGAAAAUUGAACCAAAUCUACGGAAAACGGCCAGCACUCCCCCUUGCUCAGCGUUCUCCAUCAGCCAAAUACUUGGGGGAGAACCCCGAAGGACUCCCUCUCCUGACAUUCCACCGGGGGGUGAUGCUGUUGUGACAAAGAUUCCUUACAUAGGGGGGUUCUCUGACCCGACAGGGGAUACUUUGAGGACCGAGGGCUCUGGGAUACUGAACGGGGAUGGGAAGGACGGUACCCCACCCAUAGUGACGUAAGAGUAGAUCAGAUGAUAGAGGGUAAUUUAGGGAUGGAUAUGGUGUCAUAGUAUAGUUUUUGUCUAUUCAUUUUUAUUGGAACUGUCCAAAGAUGUUUGAAUAAAGUGCAUUUUAACACCAAACUUGUGCCUAUUUUAU
Messenger RNA from Paramuricea clavata, 9788 nucleotides. Lineage: Eukaryota; Metazoa; Cnidaria; Anthozoa; Malacalcyonacea; Plexauridae. The record is from the annotation of a GenBank genome assembly.